AUGGGAAGUCACGCAACAACAAGCAAGCACAACUAUUCGCAAGAUAUGAGAGCUUCAAUGUCUUUAAUCCUUUCACUGGUUUCACUUCUUCUUCUCGAUGUCGCCUCUGCAAAUUCAGAUCCUAUCCCAGGGUCCUUUCUCCGAUGUCUCUCACAGAAUUCGCAGCCCAACCCACCAAUCUCUUCGGUCGUCUACGCGCCGGAGAAUUCUUCUUACGCCUCCGUUCUCCGAUCUUACAUAAGAAAUCUGCGAUUCGUCUCGCCGUCAACCCCGAAGCCUUUCUUCAUCGUAGCCCCUACUCAUGUAUCGCACAUUCAAGCAUCAAUACUAUGCUGUAAAGCCAACGGCCUGCAAAUCAGAAUCCGAAGUGGCGGGCACGACUACGACGGACUUUCCUAUGUUUCCGAUUCUCCAUUUGUAAUCCUCGACAUGUUCAAUCUGCGAUCAGUCAGCGUUGACUUCGAAACCGAGACGGCUUGGGUCGAAUCCGGGGCCACGCUCGGAGAACUCUACUAUGAAAUUGCCAAGAAGAGCGGAAUCCAUGGCUUCCCGGCCGGAGUUUGCCCUACGGUCGGCGUCGGUGGACAUUUCAGCGGCGGAGGGUACGGGAACAUGAUGAGAAAAUAUGGUUUAUCAGUCGACAACAUAGUCGAUGCUUGGUUAGUCGACGCUAAAGGUAGAGUUCUUGACAGGGAGUCGAUGGGGGAAGAUCUGUUUUGGGCAAUUAGAGGCGGCGGCGGCGCAAGCUUUGCAGUGAUUGUUUCAUGGAAAAUCAAGUUGGUUCCUGUUCCAGAAAGGGUCACAGUUUUCAGGCUCCAAAUGACCUUAGAACAGGGUUUAACCCGCAUUGUUCAUAAAUGGCAACACAUUGCCGAAGAGAUCGACAAUGACCUUUUCAUUAGGAUUGUGGUAAUGCCAUCAGGCAAGAAAGAUCACAGAACAAUCAAAGCCAAAUUCGUGGCCUUGUUUCUCGGAAACUCAGACAGGCUUUUGGCUCUGGUAAACGAGAAAUUUCCAGAAUUGGGCUUACAGCGCCAAGACUGCAUUGAAAUGACAUGGAUUGAAUCGGUCCUUUUCUGGUCCAACUACGCCAAUGGAACAUCGGUGGAUGUCCUGCUCGACAGAACGCCGCAAUCAGAAAAAUUCCUGAAGAAGAAAUCCGACUACGUACAGAAUCCAAUCUCCGAAUCAGAUCUGGAAGGAAUAUGGAAGAAGAUGAUUGAAUUGAAGAAAACGGCGAUGACAUUCAAUCCGUACGGGGGAAGAAUGAGCGAGAUUGAGGAGUCAGAAAUUGCAUUCCCGCAUAGAGCAGGAAACAUGUUCAAGAUCCAGUAUUCGGUGACUUGGAAAGAAGAAGGGGCGGAGGCGGCCGAGCGGAGCCUGAAUUCGAUCAGGAGGCUGUACGAUUACAUGUCGAAUCACGUCUCGAAAUCGCCGAGAGCAUCGUAUCUGAACUACAGAGAUGUGGAUUUGGGGGUGAACCAAAUCGGGAACACGAGCUAUUGGGAAGCCAUAAUAUGGGGGAGAAAGUAUUUCAAGAGGAAUUUCGAGAGAUUAGUGAAGGUGAAGACGAUGGUGGAUCCGGAUGAGUUCUUCGUGUAUGAACAGAGCGUUCCUUCGGUUGGAAUUUGGAGGGAUGAAGCGGCAGAGCAAAUGUAGAUACAAAUUACAAUUAUAUUGUUUCGUUUCAUUUACUAAUUGGUUUGUUUAUGCUAAAAUUUAGAUAAAGUUUCUUACUUUCUCAUACCUGCAAGCAACAGACAGGCAGUCUCGCAAGACUUGGUCAAAACUCUCUGUUUAAUAGUUUUAGUUACUUUAGUGGAUUCAUUAGAUAUUCUUUUAUUUUCUAUCUUAGUAGAAUUAUAUUAUGUAUAAGCCUAUACAUUUCCUGAAUUUGUAUUGAUUAAUAAGAAUUAUCUUCUUGUCUC
Diospyros lotus (date-plum) is the source of this 1928-nucleotide messenger RNA. RefSeq names its product berberine bridge enzyme-like 14. Gene Ontology annotation, molecular function: oxidoreductase activity; FAD binding. NCBI's taxonomy places the organism in Eukaryota, Viridiplantae, Streptophyta, Magnoliopsida, Ericales, Ebenaceae. The record is from RefSeq and is a predicted model, not a curated record. Bases 1 to 1659 code for a protein of 552 amino acids. The transcript has a single exon.